UCUUUCCGGGGAGGGCGGCUCCCAUCUGCUUCCCCCCUUUCCCUGCUGUGUCCGGGGAAACUUCCCGCAGGAGAAAUCCCGGCUCCUGGGAGCGGGUCUGAAUGUGUGGAGGGGUCUUUUCCCCCCUGCAUGGGAUGGAAAGGCGGCACGGCGAGACGUGGGGGUCCCAAAGCCCGCGGGAAGCGCUGCCGCCCGCCCGGCGUCAUCCCGGCAUUCCCGGGGGCCGGGAGCCGAGCGGCUCAGAGGCAGCGCCGGGGUCAGCCGGGGCCACGCGAGCCGCUCAGGAAAGGAGCCGGAGCCGCGGUAGGAGACGGCAUCCCGCGCCGCCAGCAAGGAGCACGGGAACGAGCCCGGGAAAACGGGAGCAUCCGACACUUGGGGGCUCCUCUCGGAGCUGCCGCGGCGCCCGGCGGAGGCGUUAGGCAGCGAUGGGUACCGGCACGGCCGGCGGAUGCCGCGGCCGGCGGAGGAUGCUCCGGCCGGCAGAGGAUGCUCCGGCCGGCGGCCCGGAGCGGAGCGGUGCCGCUGCCAGCGCAGGAAAACCGCAAGCUGAGCGCCUGGGCUGGCGGGGCUCCACGGGCGCGCUGCAGCGGGGCGGCCGGCCAAGGAGGCUCCCGGCUCUUGGCCGGCCGAGGCUGCUGGCUGCGAGCGGCGCGCGCGGGCGGCCCGCUGACCUCCCCGAUGCCCCCGGCCGCCUGGCAGGGCCCCGGGAGCUGCUGCCCUGCGCGGUUCGGGCGAAAGCGAGGACGGGAUUUGCGCGAAAGCGAGGACGGGAGUUGCACAAAGGAGAGGAUAGAGUUUGCAGAAAAUCGAGGGUGGGAAUUGCAGAAAAUCGAGGACGCGGUUUGCGCAAAGUGGUGGACGGUGUUUGCAGAAAAUCGAGCACAGCGUUUGCACAAAAUCGAGGUUGGAAACUGCAGAAAAUCAAGGAGGGGAAUGGCAGAAAAUCGAGAACGGUGUUUGCACAAAGUAGUGGAUGGUGUUUGCACAAAAUCGAGGAUGGGGUUUGCACAAAAUCGAGGAUGGGAAUUGCAGAAAGUCAAGGACACGGUUUGCACAAAGUAGUGGAUGGCGUUUGCCCAAAAUCGAGGGUAGGAUUUGCAGAGAAUCGAGGAUGGGGUUUGCAGGAAAUCAAGGCUGGGAAUUGCACAAAAUCGAGGAUGGGGUUUGCACAAAGUAGUGGACAGUGUUUGGACGGCGUUUGCACAAAAUCGAGGAUGGGGUCUGCCCCAAAUUUGAGGGUAGGAUUUGCAGAAAAUCGAGGACGGCAUUUGCACAAAGUAGUGGAUGGUGUUUGCACAAAAUCAAGGAUGGGGUUUGCACAAAAUCGAGGGUGGGAAUUGCAGAAAAUCGAGGAUGGGGUUCGCACAAAGUAGUGGACAGCAUUUGCACAAAAUCGAGGCCGGGGUUUGCCCAAAAUCGAUAGGACUUGCAGAAAAUCGAGGAUGGGGUUUGCCCAAAAUCGGGCUUUGUCCCGAGGCUGGGCAAAGCGGCCGCUUGUGGGGUGCACCGAGUUGCUCCGGUCUCUCCCCAAACCCUCCGCCGGGGCAGGCCGAGCCGGGGCUCUCCGAGUAUCCCGCCUCCAGAGCCGCCGCGUGCCCCGCGGCCAGGCCGGCCAUUUCGGGAGCCGCGGGGGCAGCGGCCGGGCGGCGAUUCCCAGGGCCUGGAAACCCGCUCCUGGCCGAGCCCGAUGUUGGUUUUUCAGGCAGCCGAAACGCGCGGUUUGGAAAGGGCAGCGGGAGCGGCGCUUGAUUUACGACGAGCAGAAACGCGGCAGAAAGGCCCCGGCUGCUUGUUUUGGGCUGUUUUAUUCGAUUUUCCAUCAAACCCGUCGGGGACGUUUAAAACGAGGAGUUGAAAUGGGGAGAAAAGCGGCCCACGAGGGGGGUUGGCAGCGGCGCCGAGGGCGGCAGCGCCGUCCCCCCGGGAUGCCGGCUCCGGAGCAGGUUGUUUCGGGAUUCGAGGCCGCGUUCCCGCGGGACGGUGCAAAGCCGCUUUCGACGGAGCGGGCGAAACGGGCCGCGCCAGCUGCAGCCAGAUGUUGCCGCCGCGCCGCAGCCCUUGGCAUCCCGCUCGCCCUUCGCUCCCGGCGCGUGCCAUGGCCAGAAACGCCCCCAAAACCAGGCGCCCCCCCACCGUGCUGCCGCGGGGGGGUCUCCGGUGCCCGCGGGGUCAGGCGAGGACGCGGCAGCCGCGGAGAGGAGCGGCCGGCUCGGCCCGGCGGUGCUUUUCAGGCGGACGCGGUGGCGGCGGACUUCGAGCUUAUCUGCUCCCGCCCGGGUUAUUUAUUAUCCCGGCGGCUCCGGGCUCCGGGCUGCGCCCGGGGGAUGCGCCGUUGCCGCGGGGAGGGAUGCGGCGGGGGCUUUUCCAAGCCGGCGAUCCCACCGGUCGGCUCCAACGCCCGGGACGCGAUGCCCGCUGCCAUCCCGGCGCCUUUCCGGGCAAUCCCGCUCGCCCGGCCUCGCUUUUCCCGCGCCCGCCGCCCGCCGCGCGCCCGCUUCCCGCGGCCUUCCCGCGGCCCGGCGUUCCCGCGACGCGGGGCAGCCUCGCCGGGGACCCCGGGGACGCGGGGCCGCCGCCUCGGCCGCGCCGUACGUGCGCGCGGCGCCAGCGCUAAUGGCUCCUCCAGCUGUUUGCAGGGGGAGGGGAGCUCCGGCCCCAGCGCCGCGUUUCCUCCUCCGCCGCCGGGGCCCGUGGGCGCCUCGCCGGCGCUUUCUUCCCGUUUUUCCUCCCUUUUUCCCCGCCGCCGCCGCUUUCUCCGGGCGUCCCGGCGCAGGCAGGCGCGGAGGGCCAGGCGGUUGAUGGCCCCGCACGCGGCCGGAUGGAGGACGGGCCAGCCGAGCGUGCCGAGGAGCCGCGGCCCGGGCGGCGCAGCGGGCCGGGCGCCGCGCUGAUGGAGCCCGGCGGCCGGCCCGGCGCCCCGGAGGAGGCCCGCGAGCUGGCGGCCUUCGCGGCGCUGGCCGAAGCGGCGGCGGCGGCGGAGGAGAGCGCCGGGCGGCGGCAGCAGCGCGAGGACCUGGGCGCCCUGCGGGCCGCCCUGGCCUUGGCGCGGCACGGCAUGAAGCCGCCCGACUGCAACUGCGACGGCCCCGAGUGCCCCGACUACCUCGAGUGGCUGGAGCGGAAGAUCAAGGCGGCGCUGGGCGAGGAGCCGCCGUCGCCGCCGGCGUCCGACGGCGCUGCCCCGGAGCCGGGCCCGCCGCCCGCCCUGCCCUUCUCCCCCGGCGCCCUGAGCAUCGCCAAGGAGAAGAACGUCAGCCUGCAGACGGCCAUCGCCAUCGAGGCGCUCACGCAGCUGGCGGCGGCGCCGCCGGAGCCUCGCCGCCCCGGCGUCACCGCCGCCGCCGCCGUGUCACCCCCCGGCUACGCGGGGCCGGCGGCCGAGCCGCGCUCGCCGGCGCAGCUGGCGCUGCAGCAGCACCUGCGCCACAAGCGCGGGCUCUUGCUGGAGGCGCCGGCGGGCGGCUGGUGGCCCCCGGGCUCGGCGGCCCCCAAGGCGCCCCGCGAGAAGAAGAAGCCGCGGGCGGGCGCCGAGAAGGCGCCGGCGGGCCGGGCGCUGCGCCGAGCCGCCGCCGCCGCCGCCGCCGGCAAGAAGGCCAAGGGCAAGGAAGCGCCGCCGCUCUUCCCCCCGCUCUGGCAGAUCAGCCUGGCCGGGGCGCGGGCCCCCCCCGCCGCCGCCGCCGCCGCCGCCGCGCCGCCUCCGCCGCCCGCCGAAACUCAGGGAAGGGGCGUCGCGGCCCCCGCCGCCCCGCUGGCGGUGGACGCCAAGCUGGAAGAGCUGAUCCGGCAGUUCGAGGCCGAGUUCGGCGAGGAGUUCGCGCCGCCGCCGCCGUCGCCCGCCGCCGCCGUGCCGGGCGAGGGGCCGCCGGCCGAGCCGCCCCGCGCGCCCCGCUCGCCCAAGCAGAUCAAAAUCGAAACCUCUGGUGCUAUCACGGUGCUGUCGACCACGUGCUUUUACUCGGAGGAGAGCCGCGGCGAGGAGGCGGCCGGCACCCCCCCCGCCGACGAGGCGCCCACCCUCAGCGGCUUCCUCGAGUCGCCGCUCAAGUACCUGGACACGCCGACCAAGAGCCUGCUGGACACCCCCGCCAAGCGGGCGCAGGCCGAGUUCCCCACCUGUGACUGCGUCGAACAAAUCGUGGAGAAGGACGAGGGGCCCUACUACACCCACCUGGGCUCGGGGCCCACCGUGGCCUCCAUCCGGGAGCUCAUGGAGGAGCGGUACGGCGAGAAGGGCAAGGCCAUCCGCAUCGAGAAGGUCAUCUACACGGGCAAGGAGGGCAAGAGCUCCCGCGGCUGCCCCAUCGCCAAGUGGGUGAUCCGCCGGCACAACCAGGAGGAGAAGCUGCUGUGCUUGGUGCGGCACCGGGCCGGCCACCACUGCCAGAACGCCGUCAUCAUCAUCCUCAUCCUCGCCUGGGAGGGCAUCCCGCGCACGCUGGGCGACACGCUCUACCAGGAGCUCACCGACACCCUCACCAAGUACGGCAACCCCACCAGCCGCCGCUGCGGCCUCAACGACGACCGCACCUGCGCCUGCCAGGGCAAGGACCCCAACACGUGCGGCGCCUCCUUCUCCUUCGGCUGCUCCUGGAGCAUGUACUUCAACGGCUGCAAGUACGCCCGCAGCAAGACCCCCCGCAAGUUCCGCCUGGUGGGCGACAACCCCAAGGAGGAAGAACUGCUCCGGAAGAGCUUCCAGGACUUGGCCACCGAGGUUGCUCCGCUGUACAAGCGCCUGGCGCCGCAGGCCUACCAAAACCAGGUGACGAACGAGGACGUGGCCAUCGACUGCCGGCUGGGCCUGAAGGAGGGGCGGCCCUUCUCGGGGGUGACGGCGUGCAUGGACUUCUGCGCCCACGCGCACAAGGACCAGCACAACCUCUACAACGGCUGCACCGUGGUCUGCACGCUGACCAAGGAGGACAACCGCGUGGUGGGCCGGAUCCCCGAGGACGAGCAGCUGCACGUGCUGCCGCUCUACAAGAUGUCCAGCACGGACGAGUUCGGCAGCGAGGAGAACCAGAACGCCAAGGUGGGCAGCGGCGCCAUCCAGGUGCUCACCUCCUUCCCCCGCGAGGUGCGCCGGCUGCCCGAGCCCGCCAAGUCCUGCCGCCAGCGGCAGCUGGAGGCCAAGAAAGCCGCCGCCGAGAAGAAGAAGCUGCAGAAGGAGAAGCUGCUGGCGCCGGAGAAGAUCAAGCAGGAGGUGCUGGAGCUGCCGGCGCUGCAGCCGGGCGCAGGUCUGGCGUUGCAGGGCGGCCGGCCGCCGCAGCCCAUCAAGGUGGAGGCGCCGGGCCACUACAACGCCUUCAAGUACAGCGGCAACGCGGUGGUGGAGAGCUACUCGGUGCUGGGCAGCUGCCGGCCCUCCGACCCCUACAGCGUCAGCAGCGUCUACUCCUACCACUCCUACUAUGCACAGCCCAACCUGCCUUCGGUGAACGGCUUCCACUCCCGCUUCGCCCUGCCGGCCUUCGGCUACUACGGCUUCGCCCGCGGCCCCGUCUUCCCCGCGCGGCUCCUCGACUACGGGCCGCCCGAGCGGAGCGGCGGCGCCUGGGCCGCCGGCGCCUACGAGGCCAAGCCGGAGGCGCGGGCGCUGCAGGAGCCGCUCGGCCGCCCCUACCGCCCGCCCGCCUUCCCCGAGCCGGCCCGCGGCCGCAGCCACCACCAGCGCACCUACGAGCGGGCCGCCAGGGCCGGCGCGCAGGCCAAGGCCGCCGGUGCGGCGGCGAUGCACGGGGCCGGCGCGGCGACGGCGGCGAUGCACGGGGCCGGCGCAGCGACGGCGGUACCCGGAGCCGGUGCGACGGCGGUGAUGCCUGGGGCCGGUGCAACGGCGGUGGGGCACGGAGCCGGCGCGACGGCGGUGCACGGGGCCGGCACGGCGGCGGUGCCCGGGGUCGGUGCGGCGGCGAUGCACGGGGCCGGUGCGGCAGCGGUGGUGCAUGGAGCCGGUGCAGCGGUGAUGCCCGGGGCUGGUGCGACGGUGAUGCCCGGGGCUGGUGCGACAGUGAUGCCCGGGGUCGGUGCAGCGGUGAUGCACGGGGCCAGCGCGGUGGCAAUGCCCGGAGCCGGUGCAGCGGCGAUGCACGGGGCCAGCGCGGUGACGGCAAUGCCCGGGGCUGGUGCAGCAGCGAUGCCCAGAGCCGGUGCAGCGGUGAUGCCCGGGGCCGGUGCAGCGGUGAUGCCUGCGGCCGGUGCGGUGACGGCGAUGCCCGGGGCUGGUGCAGCGAUGAUGCCCGGGGCCGGUGCGGUGACAGUGAUGCCCGGGGCUGGUGCAGCGGUGAUGCCCGGGGCUGGUGCAACGCUGAUGCCCGGGGCCGGUGCAGCGGUGAUGCCCGGGGCCGGCACGGUGACGGCGAUGCCCGGGGCUGGUGCAACGGCGAUGCCCGGGGCUGGUGCAGCAGUGAUGUCCGGGGCUGGUGCAACGGCGAUGCCCGGGGCUGGUGCAACGGUGAUGCCCGGGGCUGGCGCAGCGGUGAUGCACGGGACUGGCACUGCAGCGAUGCCCGGAGCCGGCACGGCAGCGAUACACGGAGCCGGCACGGCGGCGAUGCACGGAGCCGGCACGGCGGCAUUCGCGGCGGCCCCCGCUUGCUGCGGCAUCCGAGCCAUCAAGCAGGAGCCGGCGGACCCGCCGGUGCCCGUGGCGGCGCGCAACGGGGCGGCCGAGCCGCCGUGGGGCCCCUGCGCGGCGGCGGCCUCCCCGGAGAGGACUAGCGCGGCGGCGGCGGCGGCGGCGGCACCUUGGAGCGGCGCCGGGCGGCAGGAGCCCGGCGAGAAGCGGUGGCGGCCGGCGGCGGCGUGGAGCCCGCGGCCCGGCGGGGAGCCCGGCGCCCGGCCUGGUGCCGCCUGGGAGCUGGGGCCGCUGGGGCUGGGCGCGCUGGCCGGCGAGCCGUGGGGCUCGGUGCCGCCGCUGCCGUGGCCGGGCGAGAAGCGCCGGCGCGAGCAGCCCUGGGAGCCCUUCGGCCCAGCCGACGGCGCGGCGGAGCUGCCCGAGAAGGCGGCCAAGCGGGAGGAGGAGGAGGAGGAGGAGGAGGAGGAGGACGAGGAGGAGGAGGAGGAGGAGGAGGAGUGGUCGGACAGCGAGCACAACUUCCUGGACGAGAACAUCGGCGGCGUGGCGGUGGCGCCGGCGCACGGCUCCAUCCUCAUCGAGUGCGCCCGGCGCGAGCUGCACGCCACCACGCCGCUCAAGAAGCCCAACCGCUGCCACCCCACCCGCAUCUCCCUGGUCUUCUACCAGCACAAGAACCUCAACCAGCCCAACCACGGCCUGGCCCUGUGGGAGGCCAAGAUGAAGCAGCUGGCCGAGCGGGCCCGCGCGCGCCAGGAGGAGGCCGCCCGCCUGGGCCUGCCGCCCCACGCCAAGAAGCGCAAGUGGGGCGGCCCGCUGCCCCCCGAGCCGCCCCGCAAGGAGCCCCGCGACCGGGUGCCCACGCGGCAGGCGCCCGCCCUGCCCACCAACUCGGCCGUCACCGCCUCCUCCUACGCCUGCACCACGGUGACGGGCCCCUACAGCCGCUGGAUCUGAGGGCGGCCGCCCGCCUCUUACCUCAAAGUCGGCAGCACUGGAGCCCGGUGCUGCUUUUGUGGUGCUUUCUCCUCGUGCAUGUAGGAGAAGAAGAAAAAAAAAAGAUAUAUAUAUAUAUAUAUACUUAAAAAAAAAUAAGUCCGCUCGAGUGCAAACCUUCGGAAACCUGCACUUUGCGAGGAGGUUAAAAAGACAGAGCAAACUUUAAAAAAAAAAAAAAAGGAACGAUGCUGUUAAGGUUUUUCAGUAAUCUAAUAUUUAUAUCUCUGCAUUUUUUUAAUCUAUCCUUGUACGUCGCAAGAAUGGAAAGAAGAGUUUAUAGUGUCCUUUCACAAAGGAGAGGUUUUUAAUUCCAUUUAAAAUAUGUAUUUAUUGGAUUUUUUUUUUUUUAAAUCGUUAUGACCACAACGGAGCGGAUCUUAAAAUAACGGAAAACGAACCCGGAAAACGCAGACCAUCGAGCCAGCUCUCGAGGAGGUGGAGGAACCCGCCGAGCUCCCGCAGCCGGCUUUCCGAGCGGACCGGAACAGGGAUCCGAUGCCUCGGUGAGCCCUUUCUUACAGAUACAGCGGCCCCGCUCGCCGCCCCCUCCGACCCCGAGCCGGCGGCGGGAUUCACCCCGCCGCCGCGGUGCUUUUUUUUCCGGAGCCGGGGCGGCCCGAAGCUGCGGGAAGUGGGGCCGAGCAGUGGCGGGGACCGUGGGAAGCGUCGCGGGAAACGCCGCGGGAAAUGGGUCCGCGCAGCGGUGCAGAUCAUGGAAAAUGCUGCGGGAAACAAGUCCGAGCAGUGAUGGGGACCACAGGAAACUCUGCAGGAAAAACUGCAGGAAAUUCUGCAGGAAACGCCGUGGGAAACGGGUCCGAGCAGUGAUGGGGACCACAGGAAACUGCAGGAAAAGCUGCAGGAAAUUCUGCAGGAAACGCCAUGGGAAACGGGUCCGAGCAGUGAUGGGGACCACAGGAAACUCUGCAGGAAAAACUGCAGGAAAUUCUGCAGGAAGCGCCAUGGGAAACAGGCCCGAGCGGCGAAGACUGCGGGAAAUGCCGCAGGGAAAGUCCGCAGGAAACGCUGCGGGACACGGGUCCGAGUGGCGGCGGAGACCGCAGGAAACGCUGCAGGAAACACCACGGGAAACGGGUCCAAACGGUGGCAGAGACCACGGGAAACGCCGUGGGAAACGCCGUGGGAAACAGAUCCAAGUGCCAAUGGAGACCACGGGAAACGCCGUGGGAAACGGAUCCGAGUGGCAGAGGAGACAGCGGGAAACGCUGCAGGAAACGCCAUGGAAAACAGCUCCAAGCGGUGGUGGAGACCACGGGAAACGCCGUGGGAAACGGGUCCGAGCGGCAACGGAGACCGCGGGAAACGCUGCAUGAAACACCGUGGGAAACGGGUCCAAGCAGGAACGGAGGCUGCGGGAAACGCCGCGGGAAACGGGUCCAAGCGGCAACGGAGACCGCGGGAAAUGCUGCAGGAACCGCCGUGGGAAAUGCCGCGGGAAACGGUUCCGAGCAGGAACGGAGACCACGGGAAACGGGUCUGAACGGCGACGGAGACCGCGGGAAACGCUGCGGGAAACACGGGAAACGCCGCGGGAAACGCCGCGGGCUGCAGCGAGGCGACGGCCGGUCCCCGCCGGCUCGGCUCCAGGACUCCUCCUCUCCAGCGCCGCGAUUCCCGGUGCUUUCGGCGCGGCGAGAAGAGGAUCGGCACCGCUGUAUCUGUAAGAAGCCGAGGCCAAAAAAACCCCCAAGCUGUGACUGGCGCCGCUCUGCGCAUCCCGGCCGCUCCGCCUGGUGCUUUCGCUCUCGCGGGACUUUCUCUCGGAGCAGCUCUGGGAAGAGCCGGCGCCGAGCUUCGCCUCG
Molecule: messenger RNA, 9402 nt
Organism: Dromaius novaehollandiae (emu)
Lineage: Eukaryota; Metazoa; Chordata; Aves; Casuariiformes; Dromaiidae
Gene: TET3
Product: tet methylcytosine dioxygenase 3
Exons: 10
Coding region: 2822-7537 (1571 amino acids)
Biological process (GO): positive regulation of transcription by RNA polymerase II
Cellular component (GO): nucleus
Molecular function (GO): DNA 5-methylcytosine dioxygenase activity
Source: RefSeq, a predicted model, not a curated record